This is a messenger RNA of Priapulus caudatus, 882 nucleotides long. RefSeq names its product protein N-terminal glutamine amidohydrolase-like. Bases 235 to 828 code for a protein of 197 amino acids. The record is from RefSeq and is a predicted model, not a curated record. Gene Ontology annotation, cellular component: nucleus; cytosol. Gene Ontology annotation, molecular function: protein-N-terminal asparagine amidohydrolase activity; protein-N-terminal glutamine amidohydrolase activity. The transcript has 7 exons. NCBI's taxonomy places the organism in Eukaryota, Metazoa, Priapulida, Priapulimorpha, Priapulimorphida, Priapulidae.
GCAACAUCGUUUCCCUCAGUUGUAAACAAUCAUAAGCACGAAGGAGCUAAAUAGAUUCUUGAUAACCACGGCAGGAAUGCAACGUGCAAUCUGACGUGGUGUAGCCUAUCUGUCGUUAUUCUUGAUUAAAUUAUGUAGAACUAAAACCUCCGUGCUGUAAUUUUACAACAGCAGUUUUAAAGAAACAACCUAGCACACGGAUCACCAAUUCACUGAUUUACUUCUCAUUUUGUGAUGUCUCGCGAAAUAUCCUUUCUACCAGAGAAGUCGUCUUGUGUGUACACACAAUGCUAUUGUGAAGAGAACGUGUGGAAGAUGUGUGAGUGUGUGAAAUUACACCAACCAGAUCAGCUCGAUAGAUGCCAUGCUGUGUUCAUCUCUAACACCAACAAGACGGUGCCUUUGUGGAUGCAAGUUGCAGCAAGUAACCCCACAAAACCAGUAGUAUGGGACUAUCACGUGAUAUUUGUGUAUAAAGAUUGCGUCGGCUGCUUGGUAUACGAUCUGGACACAGUGCUGCCGUUCCCAUACACAUUCAGGAAAUAUGCAUCUCAAACAUUUAGAAGUGAUCUCAUUCUACUCCCAGAUUAUCACCGGUUGUUUCGGGUGGUACCAGCACGCGUGUAUCUAGAGCAGUUUGCUUCUGACCGGUCACACAUGUUAGCCAGUGGAGAAUAUCAGAUGGAACCUCCAGAUUACCCUUGCAUUCAAACCACGGAGUGCAGUAACAACCUAGCAGAUUUUAUCAGUAUGAAGGAGGAUGAAGGCUGCGGUGAAGUGAUGAAUCUCGUGCAGUUUCUCCAUACGUUUUCCUUGCCCCACAGAUGAGUUGUUCAGUAUAGACAUGUAAAUAGUCAAUUAUAAAUUAUACAAAUAGAUACC